This is a messenger RNA of Etheostoma spectabile (orangethroat darter), 5522 nucleotides long. RefSeq names its product kelch-like protein 17. The coding region runs from base 597 to 2555 and encodes 652 amino acids. The record is from RefSeq and is a predicted model, not a curated record. Gene Ontology annotation, molecular function: protein binding. NCBI's taxonomy places the organism in Eukaryota, Metazoa, Chordata, Actinopteri, Perciformes, Percidae. The transcript has 5 exons.
CGCAACGGUUUUUACAUAAUGUCAAAAAGAGAGCUGGAAAGGUUUAAUUUUCCCAGUGACAAAAACGACUCAGCUCCAAACAAUCGUCACGAGCCAAAGGUCAGCCAAUCAGAUGGGCGGAAGUUUAACGUUGCGGUAAUCCGGUUCAGAGUCAGACGUGACAAGUGCGGCCGACUGAACUCAGUCUUACUGUCUGCCCUGUAGGUUCUAUAAAGUAUUUUCUUCGUCAUUGCCUUACCACCGAGCUGUACGUGUGAGCAUAAUGCAAUGGUGGACUGAUAUGUGGUAUGAGUAGAAGCCUUUGCACAGCGGGAGAAUUGUUCCUUUGUAAGCUAGUUUGGUCCGUCAGUCAGUAACGUUGAUGAUGGAUGAGCAGCGAGUAGCCUGAACGCUUCUUCUCCACAGGCCCUGGGACGAGCGUUUAAACUCAGCCCGGAGGACCAAGACACCCAGAUGAGAGCAAGCAAAACCUCCCGAAGCUUCUGGUAAUAACCGGGUACUUAGAUACAAUUAGCCUGCCCCAAACUGCCCCACCAAUUUCUGUUGAAAGUGAGACCCAACCAGCCUUCACGGUGGAAACGAGAAGAAGAGCAAAGAUGAAUGCUGUGCGGGGGGGCACAGUCACCUGGCGUCCCCAGCCGUGGCAGGAUGGGGACGGGGGAGGAGGAGAACCUCUGUCGGACAGUGAUUCAGAGGAGGAGGACUUCCCUGAUGACAGUACCACACCACUGGGAGACUACAUCACACAUGGAUUGAAGCAGCUCCUGGAUGCUCAGCAGCUGUGUGAUGUUACUCUACUUGUUGAGGGAAAGAAGUUCAUGUGUCACAGAGUCCUCUUAGCAGCCGUGAGCCCGUACUUUCGGGCCAUGUUCACCAGCCCGCUGGUAGAGUCUCGGCUCACUGAGAUCCGACUGGAGGAAGUGACGCCGUCUGUCAUGGAGACUGUUAUCCAGUUUGUGUACACCGGUGAGGCUGGGCUCUCUCUGGACACAGCUGAGGAUCUGUUUGUGGCUGCCAACAGGCUUCAGGUGAUGCCCCUUCAAGACCUGUGUUCCAGGUUUCUAUUUGAGCACCUCUCAGUGGAUAACUGCCUGGGGAUGUACUCUCUUGCUCGCUCUCACCAUGACCAGCUGCUGCUGCGUGCCUCCCUGCGGCUCGUAGCCCAGCACUUCCCCCGGGUGGCCCGGCAGAAAGACUUCCUCCUGCUUGACCACGGCACCUUAGGCAGCCUCCUGAGCUCUGACCGCCUGGGGGUGGACUCCGAAGCGGAGGUUUACGAUGCAGCACGCCGCUGGGCUGAGCACCAACCCUUAGAUCGCUACGCCCACAUGCCAGCUCUGCUUCACCACCUGCGGCCGGGGCUGCUGUCCCAGGAAGAGAGCCGAAGACUGUGCCAGGAGUUGGGGCCUGCUGCAGCUGGUGAGGGCCUUGGGGGGCCUCUGAGACCACGGGAGGGCAUGUUUGAGAAGAAGAUUGUCUGUGUGGACCUGACACCUCGGGAAGAAGAGAAUUUAGCUGCAAGAGACUAUACCGUCGACUGCUUUGAUCCUCGGACAGGGAAGUGGGAGAAGUUGGCAGCACUGGGUUCACUGGUCAGUCCCGGCUGUACGGCUGUAGGUGACCGGCUGUUUGUAGCGGGUGGGAUUCUGCGGACAGGCUCUGUGUCUGCAGCUGUGCAUGAAUAUGAUGCAGUGUUGGACCGCUGGGUAGAGCGGCCUUCCAUGAUUCAGCCGCGGGCUAUGCUAGGCCUUCUGGGCUGUGGUGAGUCAAUCUAUGCCUUGGGUGGUAGUAACCGCUCAGCUCUGCUGGACUCUAGUGAGACCCUGGAGCUGACUACCCUUCAGUGGGUUCCAGGGCCUCGGUUACCACUCCCUCUGCGCGCCUUUGCCAGUGCAGCAUUACGUGGACGGCUUUACCUUCUGGGUGGAACCACACUUGAACAGAACCGUGCUGUGGUCCACUCAGGGGUGCUUAUUUAUCAUACCCUAACAGACUGCUGGACACGUGUGGCUCUGGAUUCUGGCGCCACCUGUCUUGCCGGAGGAGUAGCAGUGCGAGGAGGAGUAUGUGCAAUUGGGGGAUACAUGAGGGAUACCACCAAGUUCCUGGAUGGAAAUUACACCAAUCUGGAGACUUUAGACGCCACUGGGCGUGUUCUGUUUUUCAGAGAGGGCAGGGGGUCUGGAGUAGAGAGGGAGGUGACUGGGGGAGGGGUGAUGGUCACUGCAGAGCAGCGAGGGGGUGCAGGUGGUGGAAGCGACCGUUCCCCAAGCCCUGUGGUAUUUCCCGGGCUGCCACGGCGGAUUGCUGCUGGGGGUGUGGCCAGGUGGAAACGCAGGAUUUAUGUGCUGGGUGGGGAAAACGGCUCACGGUUUUAUGACAGUGUGUACUGUUGGAAGCCCGGCUGGCGCAGUUGGGUCCAGAGACGUGAAAAACUCCCUGGGGACACUGGAGGGGUGAGCCAGUUUGGGUGUACCACUUUAAAGUUCCCUAAGAAACACAUCCUGUCCAGACUGAGACUAGCCAAAGAAAACUGCAAGAAGUCCGCUGACUAGCUUUGUAGGGACCAGUAUAGCUGAAGUGAAGACAGCCGUUCAUUUAACACAAGAUGAGCUCCAGGCUAAGUUGGAAUUAGCUCUUCUGUUGGUGUUGAGAUGAAGUCACAAGGAAGAGACCAGUUUCUACAGUCUUGAGUGCAGCCCAGAGUAGACUUAUAAUGGACUGGAUGCAGACAAAUCUUAUGAAAUGUAAUAUGGAUAAUAAAAUGUACAAAUGGAGCCAGAAACUGGUUAAAAGUCAGGCAACGUGCACCUGAAUGUAACUAGUCGACUAUUUGUGAGAACAGUAGUCCUUUGGGAGAAAAAGGCCUUUUUUAAUUGUUUUCUUAAAAUUAAAUGUUAUUUUCAGCUUUUUGCUGGUGUGAUUUUUUAAUGGCUGUUUGGAAACCGGUAGAAUGUUGUGAAUCUUUAAGCAGCAUCUAGUUUAGACACAAGGACACUGGCACAUUUCGGACCAUGCUAUGUUCCACUUUAUUUGCCUGAAUUUAGUUUUUCCUCUGAUGUGGGCCUGUAAAGCCUUUUGAAACUGCAAUAAGGGCUAUACAAAUCAACUUGACUUAUGUGACACAUACAUGUAUAUUCAUAAAACUACUUGCAUAUAGACAGUUUGUACUUGUACCAUUAGUCAUUUUUGUUUUUUAAUCAACAAAAUGGAGCCAAAAAUGUAUUUUGGCACAUUUAUUGCCACAAACAAAGCCAGACAUAAAGUAUAUGAUAAAAUGAACUUUUUUAUUAUCAAACUCAUAACCCAGUGAAGAGCUGACUCGGUGGGUUUUUGACGGCACGACAUUGGCUCAUUUGUUCAGUUUCAUCUUUCACAACAUCAGGCAAGUGAAAUACCUCCCCCAGACACUGCCCACUGUUGAGUACUGCAAAUCCCUGUUCACUGGUCUCACUACGCAGGUAGUCCGAUCCCUCCAGCUGAUCCCAAAUAUGGCUCACAGACCAGAUAGCGUCCUUCUACUUGGUAGAAACUGUGCUUAUUUUUGGUGUUCUUGAAUGCUCUUUUAAAGGUCCUGCCUCAAACAAGUGGAACAUAGCAGUGGAAGAAUUGUGCAGAUAAGGCUUGAUAUUACACAAAAAGAUGAUAGCCAGAAUACCGUCUUCCAUAUUAAUAGACAUGACAAUGUGUAUUAAGUACAGAAAAUCCACUGUCAGAAGAUGUGCUCGAAAGAAAACUUGAACUGUUCUUUUCAGCUAGCAUGGUGUGUGAUUACUGCAACGCAAAGUAAAUAAAUGCGGAUGUCGUGAAGAUGACAUACAGAAAUUGUGUCCAGACUACCGCACCUUUUCUAAACCUUCAAGCCAGGUGAACAGUUGUCUUCUUGAUUUAGCAGCCGUGUCAAAAUGAAAUUUUGGUUUCAAUUGCUCCAGCCACAAGACCCGAGAAUGUGUCUGUUGUGGAGGUAAUGGAUUAUCUGAACACAUUAGUACUGUACCUAAUUUAUUGAAAUGUAUUUCAAAGGUUUUUGUUGUUUCAAAAUAGUAACUUUGUUGCUCUGACUACAGCUCGGCGUUCUGCAGGAUGGCACUAAAGGCUAAGACAGACUCGUCAAACAGGAGCAGAUGUGUUGAGAUCUGAAAGGGAUUUUCAAAGUAACUUAAUUUUUAAAUUUUGAUUUUAUGAAAGGUCACAAAGUUUGCCCACAAAUGUAAGCAUAUUGUUUUGCUGUAGGCCACCAUGUUUUCCUUAAUCUUUUCACUUCUGUUUUCCUCUCUUAUUUACUCACAUUGAUGAAAUCCAGAUACUUCUGCGGCUGAUAUGUGCAUAUGAAAAACACUGCCAGCUGUGUCUGAAAAUGACAGAAUUCUACCAGUGUUGUCAUCAGAUUGCCAACUGCCAAACAAGGCCAUAAAACAAGGAUAUUUUAAGAUUGUUUUGGGCUUAAAGUCAGACACAGAGAAAAUCUGUGAAAGAUAUCUGUGACAUUAAAAUGAAUUAGUUUUAAAUGCUAAAAUAGCAGCAGGGAAAUCUUUAUUGGAGUUAACAAUCAAUCAGUGUUUUCAUUACCAGAUAUUAGUCUUCAGAUGUAACUUUAGAUGAGUUCACAUUGACACAGUUUAGAUUCUGUGAAUACGUUAUCAACUGAAACACAAAUUUGGGAUGGAUGCAGGAUGUGCGUCUGUAAUGGCAAGAUAGGAUUCCUUUUUCAAAUCUUACAACCAGGAUAUGACGCAGUGUGACGGUGUACAGCAUCCUAGACCUGCCAAGUGGAUUUAUGGCUGAAGCAGAAAUUCAAUAGUAACCUGAAAACUAAAAAUGCAAACCUGCUAAAAGCAUAAAUUUGGUGAGCAAAGGAGACUUCACAUAAUGUAAUUCUACAACUUGAUCAUUAAGGCCAAAUUCAUGUAGCUCCCCCAAGAAGGACUCACAUUAGACUGCUCAGGUUUGUCUCAUAGCUCUGCUUCCCACUGGGUUAUAAUGAGUCAACCUACCAACACAUUUGAAUCUUCCAAAGUUUCCAAAGUGUUACAAUGACUCCCUCAAGAACAGAAUAGUGAAAGUUCCCCAAUUUCCCAGCUAACAGCAGAUGUUUAACACCACCAGUUACUUUAUUUAAUAAGUAGUAAGUCCACUAGUCAAACACACAACAGAUAACCUUUUUUUUAGUUUCGGCCAUUUUGGUCGGUGAUGAGAUGUGAGCUUUAGUUUGCACUGCCUUUUUCAUUUCAAAUGUAUGAAUUUCCACCUGGAAAUGUCAAAUGAGUUGAUUUUCUUUUUCCUUUGUGUGCUUCGUAUGACACGUGGAAGACGAUUGUGUGCGUGUGCAUGUUUUCUAUUCUGAGGUUAAAAUCUGUUUAACACAAGCUCUGUGCACUCAUCCACAAACACAAAUACUGUGUGUCCAUUCACAGAAGUGAAUCUGGCCUCAUUUGUACACCUGACCAAGUUUGUGACCUGAAAGGCAAAUGGAUGUUUUGAUGAAAGCAGUGCUAUCAAAUGAUUAAAGGACUGUCUGCUUA